CCCCCCCCCCCCCUCUCUCUUUUUUCUCUCUGAGUAAGCUAACGAGUAACAACUCUAUUUCUUUAAAAAUCCAUUCCCCAUAUAACGGCAUAUUCUCUCUCUCUCUCUCUCUCUCUCACUAAAUUCCCAAGAAACAACCAUUGAUCUUUGUUUUCGCUUUCGUUUUCAUUGAACUUGUGUGACAGGAAAAACAAUACUUGAAUCUUUUUAUUUUUUUGAUUUUUUUAGAAUUGGAGUUUUGAGGUUUAUUAUUGUGCAUUUUUCGAUUUUUUUAAGAGACUUUGAGGAAUGGUGGUUAAGAUGAUGAAGUGGCGGCCCUGGCCGCUGUCGGGUCCCCGGAAGUACCAGGUGAGACUGGUGGUCCAGAAGAUGGAGGGGUGGGAUCUGGUGCAUGAGGGUGGAGAGGACAAGGGAAGGAAUUCAGAGAAAUUAACUGUGGAGAUUCGAUGGAAGGGUACGAAAUUUGCGCUGAGUCCUUUGAGGAGGACGGUGAAGAGGAAUUUCACCAAAGAAGUGGAGGUUUUUGGUGGGGAAAACGGUGUCGUUGGAUGGGAUGAGGAGUUUCAGAGUCUAUGUACUCUAUCGCCACAGAAGGACAAUGUGUUUCAUCCUUGGGAGAUCGCUUUCACAGUUCUCAAUGGUAUGAACCGAGGUCUGAAAAACAAGGUUUCUGCUGUUGGAACUGCAAUGCUAAACCUUGCUGAAUAUGCUUCUGCUGCUGAACAGAAAGAGUUGGAAUUAAGGCUACCUCUCUUGCUUCCUGCUGGUGCAGCUGAGCCUCAGCCUGUGCUAUGUAUAUCACUUAGCUUAUUGGAAUUGAGAACUGCUCCUGAAGCCACAGAGCCGUUGCAGAGAGCAAUAGUUCCUGUUUCCUCUCCACCUCAAUCAGGAGAAACAGUCUCAACUGAGAAGGAUGAGCUAUCUGCAAUUAAAGCUGGCCUCAGGAAGGUUAAGAUUUUUACAGAUUAUGUUUCCACCAGGAGAGCAAAAAAGGCUUGCCAUGAGGAAGAGGGAAGUGAAGGCAGGUGCUCUGCUAGAAGUGAGGAAGGCGAGUAUAACUAUCCACUUGACUCAAAUUCAAGUGAUGAUUUUGAGGAAGGAGAAUCAGAUGAUAUCAAGGAGGAUUCUACUGUUAGGAAGUCAUUCAGUUAUGGCACACUGGCUUAUGCAAAUUGUGCUGGAGGAUCAUUUCAAUCUGAUAUGAGCAAAAAUGGUGAAAAUGAAGAUUGGGUUUACUACAGCAAUCGGAAGUCAGAUGUGGGUUCCUCACACAUUGACGAUUUAACUCAAAUCUCUGAGCCAUCUGUAUUGCAAAGCUCAAGGCGUAGCAUACUAUCUUGGAGAAAGAGGAAAUUGAGCUUUAGGUCACCUAAGACCAAAGGAGAGCCAUUGCUGAAAAAGGCAUAUGGAGAAGAAGGUGGAGAUGAUAUUGAUUUUGAUCGUCGGCAGCUUAGCUCUGACGACAAUGGUGCUCUUGUGCCUCAUAAAGCAGAUGAAGAUUCAUCUGCAAAUCGAUCAUCAGUUUCUGAUUUUGGAGAUGACAAUUUUGCUGUGGGCAGUUGGGAAAGCAAAGAAAUAAUAAGUCGCGAUGGGCACAUGAUGCUUCAAACAGAGGUCUUUUUUGCUUCCAUUGACCAAAGAAGUGAGCAGGCAGCAGGGGAGAGUGCAUGUACAGCACUCGUUGCGGUAAUUGCUGAUUGGUUUCAGAACAAUCUCGACAUCAUGCCGAUCAAAUCUCAAUUCGAUAGUUUGAUCAGAGAAGGAUCACUGGAAUGGAGAAACCUAUGUGAGAAGGAGACCUACAGGGAGCAAUUUCCAGACAAGCACUUUGAUCUUGAAACUGUCCUCCAAGCCAAAAUACGUUCGCUUUCUGUUGUUCCUGGAAAGUCCUUCAUUGGAUUUUUCCAUCCAGAUGGGAUGGAUGAAGGAAGAUUUGACUUUCUGCUUGGUGCUAUGUCCUUUGAUAAUAUUUGGGAUGAGAUUAGUGGCACUGGAUCAGAACAUCCGAGCAAUGACGAACCUCAGGUCUACAUCGUAAGCUGGAAUGAUCAUUUUUUCAUCCUCAAGGUUGAACCAGAAGCUUACUAUAUUAUCGACACGUUAGGAGAAAGACUCUAUGAGGGGUGCAAUCAGGCAUAUAUUUUGAAAUUUGACAGCAAUACAGUUAUUCGCAAAUUGCCAAAUGUUGCUCAGCCAUCCGAUGAGAAAACACUGGCUGAUCAGCCUGUCGUGGCAGUUGAUGUGGAACCCAAGGAUCAGCAGGUGAACAAGGAGGAGGCUUCUGUCUCAGGUGCAGUUGUAAUCAAGCCUCAGGAACCAAUGAAGAGCGAGGAGGAAGGAGAGGUGGUUUGCCAAGGAAAAAACUCUUGCAAGGAGUAUAUAAAGAGCUUCUUGGCUGCAAUUCCAAUCCGGGAAUUGCAGGCGGAUAUUAAGAAGGGUUUAAUGGCAUCAACACCUCUUCAUCACCGUUUGCAGAUUGAGUUCCACUAUACCCAGCACUUACAAGCAUUGCCAGAAACUCAUGCAGCGGCGGCAGCAGCAAUGCCAAUGGUAGCACCGUUGGAAUCCAAUGAAGUUGCAAUAGAAUAGUUUACUGCAUAGAGACUUAAGUGUAAAUUUUAGCAAGUGUGAUUAGCCUAACUUGUUUUUAUUUGUUAAUGGAUUUCGUAUGACGUGAAUGGGAUAUUAACAAAGAGGAAACUAUAUCAGCUUUUUGAUGAGUUUGCAAGAGAAAGGGUUGUGUUUCUUCUAAUCUGUUCUUGAAAUGGAACUGUCUUUAUUUUUCAUAUA
Manihot esculenta (cassava) is the source of this 2790-nucleotide messenger RNA. RefSeq lists its product as uncharacterized. NCBI's taxonomy places the organism in Eukaryota, Viridiplantae, Streptophyta, Magnoliopsida, Malpighiales, Euphorbiaceae. The coding region runs from base 289 to 2589 and encodes 766 amino acids. The record is from RefSeq and is a predicted model, not a curated record. The transcript is spliced from 4 exons.